Messenger RNA from Gilbertella persicaria, 213 nucleotides. RefSeq lists its product as uncharacterized. Gene Ontology annotation, biological process: positive regulation of transcription initiation by RNA polymerase II. NCBI's taxonomy places the organism in Eukaryota, Fungi, Mucoromycota, Mucoromycetes, Mucorales, Choanephoraceae. The record is from RefSeq and is a predicted model, not a curated record. Gene Ontology annotation, molecular function: transcription coactivator activity; DNA binding. The annotation marks the transcript as partial. The transcript is spliced from 2 exons.
UUAUCUGCUAAAAGAAGAGUGACUAUCCGUGCAUUCUCAAGUGGUGAAGGAUCCGUGGAUAUCCGUGAAUUCUAUAUGGACAAGAACACACAAGAAAUGAAACCAGGAAAAGGUAUUUGUUUUCCUUUGGCUCAAUGGAACAAAUUAAAGGGACUUGUUGGUGACAUUGAUGAUGCUCUUGAUGCUCUUUCAUCAACCAAAAAGCAAAAAUAG